This is a messenger RNA of Oryza brachyantha (malo sina), 3594 nucleotides long. Its product is annotated as pumilio homolog 1-like. Gene Ontology annotation, biological process: post-transcriptional regulation of gene expression. The transcript is spliced from 9 exons. Gene Ontology annotation, molecular function: mRNA binding. The coding region runs from base 393 to 3038 and encodes 881 amino acids. Lineage: Eukaryota; Viridiplantae; Streptophyta; Magnoliopsida; Poales; Poaceae. The record is from RefSeq and is a predicted model, not a curated record. Gene Ontology annotation, cellular component: cytoplasm.
CUCCACAGCAAGACUCCCACUCCCAGUCCCAGUCCCAGGCUCAGCCUCAGCUGCUAGGUUUCUUCUUCUUCUCAAGAGGAGAACAAAAAGGGAAUAAAAAUGGGAGCUUGAACCCCUCCCAAAUCCGCACCUUACGCGCAAUCUGUACACCUGCUCCUCUUCGCUUGGACCUUUCUUCCCCGAUUCGUCGCCCGCUCUGAGCAACCGGGAGGGAUCCGUUUCCCAUUCUUGAUGCUCUCAAGCUGAGCUGCACGAGAAAGCGGCGCCCAUUUUUUUUUUUUUGGGGUUUUGGUUUUGUGGGCGAGAAAUCUUGUCAAAGGCGCCGCCUUUUCUUGCGACGGUAAUGGCGGGGUUUUAGCUCGCUGAGCAACAGUAGAUCUCGUUUUGUUCCGAUGGUGACGGAGAUGGCGACGCGCGGGGAGGCUUACGGUGCGGCGGCGGCAGACCGGGACAUGGAGCUUUUCAGGAGCGGCUCCGCGCCGCCCACGGUGGAGGGCGCCAUGGCCAGCGCCGCCGCGGCCGCCGGCGACGUCUUCCUGGACGACGAGCUCCGGGCCGACCCGGCCUACCAGAGCUACUACUACUCCAAUGCGCACCUCAACCCGCGCCUCCCGCCGCCGCUGCUCUCCAAGGAGGACUGGCGCUCGGCGCAGCACCGCCUCCGCUCCUCCGGGCUAGGGGGGAUCGGCGACGGGAGGAGGCAGCCGGCCGCGGCGGCGGCGGCGCAGGGGGAUGGCCUUGUGGGGCUGCCCGGGAUUGACCUCGAUCGGCAGGGGAGCUUCUCCAGCAUCUUCCAGGAGAACUCAUAUCAGCGGGACAUGGGUAAGCAGGGUGCCAACCGCAACAAUAGUGACUUUCUGGAUUCUUCUCGGGCACAGUAUGCACUUCGUGAGACUAGAGCUAUGGGUGGUCUGCAGAGUGACAGCACUGUGCAGAAAUUGGCUGAAGUUCAGAACAAUGAUUCAUCAGCACAUACAUAUGCCUCUCUUUUAGGAUCGUCGCUUUCUAGAAGUGCAUCUCCAGAUCCUGAGCUUGUGAGGAGGGUCCCUAGUCCUUGCCUGCCUCCAAUUGGUGUCAAAGUUAGUGCUGAUGAUAAGAAGAACAAUGGUGGUUCCUCUUCCUUCCGCCGCAGUUCAUCUGCUAUUGGUGAAUCUGAUAAUCUCAUAGCUGCUUUAUCUGGGAUGAAUUUAUCAUCAUCGAGGGCAACCAAUGGACAAACUAUGACUCAAUCUGAGCUGUACCAGGAUGUUGAUAAUGUCCGUAAGUUUCUAUUUGAUCGGCAUGGUGAUCAAUCAAAUGGAAGCCAGCAACGCUCCUACAUGAAGAAUCCUGAGCAAGGACAUUUUAAGACACCUGAUGGCUAUUCUGCAAAUUCGCCUAAUUCUUCUUUGAUCAGAAACCAGAUUAAUGCUGCCAAUUUCACAUCGUUUGACAAUUUGCCUGCUGGAUCUGGCUUUGCUUCCCCUAGGAUCGGCUCUAGGUCCCCAGGAGGGACAUUAUCUUCAAGGCAGAAUUUGGUUGGUGCAUCUAACUUUCUGAACUACAAUGGAAUUGGAAGUCCAAAUGCAGCAACUUCUCUUCAAGCGCCUAUUGAUCCAGCGUAUAUUCAGUACCUUCAGGCAGCUGAGAUUGCUGCCCAACUAGCAGCUAGCUGUGAUGAUCCUCUCAUGGCCAGUGGCCAUCUGGGAAGUUCUUACAUGGAUUUACUUGGUCCUCAGAAAGCUUACUCUAGUCCACUGCUUCAGUCACAGAAGAACUGUGGUUACUAUGGAAACCUCGGAUUUGGCCUUAAUUAUGCUGGAAGUCCUUUGAUGAGUCCUGUUCUUCCCUCUUCCCCUGCUGCACCUGGUAGUCCACUUAGGCAUGGUGAGCGCAGCAUGCGUUUACAAUCGGGUAUGAGAAACUUUGGUGGUUCCUUUGGUUCAUGGAAUACCGAUCUAGGUGGGAAGAUGAACAUCAAUAUGAUGCCCUCACUCUUGGAAGAAUUCAAGAGCAACAAAAGCAAAUCUUACGAGCUCUCUGAAAUUGCUGGUCAUGUUGUUGAAUUCAGUGCUGAUCAAUAUGGAAGCCGCUUCAUACAACAAAAGCUAGAAACGGCCAGUACUGAAGAGAAAGACAUGGUUUUUUCAGAAAUCAUGCCUCAAGCUCUCACGUUGAUGACUGAUGUAUUUGGAAAUUACGUUGUUCAGAAGUUUUUUGAGCACGGAAGCCCGACUCAGAUAAAGGAACUUGCCGACCAGCUUAUUGGACGUGUUCUUGCUCUCAGUCUUCAGAUGUAUGGAUGCCGGGUUAUACAGAAGGCUAUAGAGGUUGUUGGUUUAGAUCAGCAGACUAAAAUGGUUGCUGAGCUGGAUGGACAUGUCAUGCGCUGUGUACGUGAUCAAAAUGGGAACCAUGUAAUACAGAAAUGCAUAGAGUGCAUCCCUCAACAUGCUAUCCAGUUCAUUGUUUCAACAUUCUAUGGUCAAGUUGUGAUGUUAUCCACUCAUCCAUAUGGUUGUCGGGUUAUACAGAGGGUGCUGGAGCACUGUGAUGAUCCUACAACGCAACAAAUAAUGAUGGAUGAGAUUCUCCAGUCCGUUUGCUUGCUGGCUCAAGAUCAAUAUGGCAACUAUGUUGUUCAGCAUGUACUGGAACAUGGAAAACCACAUGAAAGAUCUGCUAUUAUUGAGAAGUUAAUUGGACAAAUUGUACAAAUGAGCCAGCAAAAGUUUGCAUCAAAUGUCAUUGAGAAGUGCUUAGCCUUUGGCAAUCCUGUAGAACGCCAGAUCCUGAUCGGUGAAAUGCUUGGAUCCACUAACGAGAGUGAACACCUUGAGGUAAUGAUGAAAGACCAGUUUGCCAACUAUGUGGUGCAGAAGGUGUUAGAGACUUGUGAUGAUCAGCAGAGAGAGACGAUCCUUACAAGGAUAAAAGCUCAUCUGAACACACUGAAGAAGUAUACCUACGGGAAGCACAUAGUAGCACGCGUAGAGAAGCUUGUUGCUGCUGGAGAGAAGCGACUAGGGCUUCAACCAGCAUGCACCACUGCCGCCUGAAGGGCAAGCAAUGCUGUACAGCUAACAGUGGCUAGGUUUGCUUUGCACUCACGUUUUCGUUUUUUGCAACUAAAAACGUACCCCCUACAAGGCCAGUAUGGCCUCUUUGAGAAGUAAUAAAAAAAAACGCAUCUCAAUCGGUUGCACUGGAGAGUGUACAUUAUGUAGUUGAGGAGCAUGCAGGCAGCAGGGAUGGAUCAUGCCAUGAAGUUCUAAUCUAAUAUGGAAGCUGUAAAGAGGAAGAUGAAGAAGAGUAAAUUAAGAAACAUGUUACUCUGCUGUACAAAUUUUAUUUAGCACUAGAGAGAUGAAAAAGGAGGAAGCUGUUAGCUGUCAAUAUGAGCGAGUGAUGAGUUGUUAUUGCUGUAACAUAACUACUAGUACUCAAGGCACACUAGCCUAAGCCUUGUGUUACAGUUUAAGCUGAAGUUAUUAGUAUCAGCUUUGCUGAAACUGUUUGCUUGCGUAAUCGUCCUUGUUUGUUGUGUACUUGUGUGUUAAUCCAGUCAGUGUGCACUGUACUGUAAUGUUGUAAUCCAGUCAGGAUGUUCAUGUU